Molecule: messenger RNA, 4869 nt
Organism: Cryptotermes secundus
Lineage: Eukaryota; Metazoa; Arthropoda; Insecta; Blattodea; Kalotermitidae
Product: F-box/LRR-repeat protein 20
Exons: 12
Coding region: 620-1915 (431 amino acids)
Biological process (GO): SCF-dependent proteasomal ubiquitin-dependent protein catabolic process
Cellular component (GO): SCF ubiquitin ligase complex
Molecular function (GO): protein binding
Source: RefSeq, a predicted model, not a curated record
UGAGACGAUCUUGUGUAUUGGUCCAAAGUGUGGAUGUCACUUCUUCACUGUCACCAAGGUUGCUUGUUAAACGUGACAGACCAUAACAAUUGCAUUGGUAAACAACUCGAGAUUAAUAUCCACAUAUUCAGCAACGCUCUGUGGUCAAGAAUGUACCAGUUUUACGCAAAAUUCACCAAAAUGCGCGUUGAAGUGCCAAAUUAUUGUGUAUGCAUCCUCCAAUCAGAGACUCGUUUAGAUGUGUAGAGCCUCGGAAAAUAUUUCGUCUGGUAUUUCGAUUCUUUGUUGAUGUUCGGUUUUAAGUAGAAUAUUUGUAAAUAAGGGAAAUACCGUGAAGUACCACCAUGAUACACACCAACAGAAAUAAAUUGGAGGGCCGAGUAAACAGCUGAUUUUGAGCCGAAGGGUGGCCGGGGCCAAGGUUAAGUCGUCCGUGAGCACAGUGGCUUAUCGUUCCUUCAUUUUUAUUUAAAUGAUAACAAUAAGCCACGUUUAAAGGUCUGGAUUGUCAUUUACCCAUAAGUAGUGUUGCAGCUUCGAAAAGGCUGCGGUGAGACCUUGGUGGGUGCCGUCUGUAGGCCGCAGCAAGAAAGAGCGAUCUAAUUUCUCAGUGUGCACUAUGAAGCAAAGCUACAUGCAGCUUGCCAGAGUCUUUUCAGAUGAUGAUGCCCAAAUUAAUAAGAAGUUGCCAAAAGAACUGCUGCUUAGGAUAUUCUCGUACCUUGAUGUGGUAUCCCUGUGUCGAUGUGCACAAGUUUCUAAGGCCUGGAAUGUUCUGGCACUUGAUGGCAGCAAUUGGCAACGGAUAGAUCUCUUUGACUUUCAGACUGAUGUUGAGGGUCCAGUCAUUGAAAACAUUUCGCGACGCUGUGGAGGGUUUCUGCGCAAGCUGAGUCUCCGUGGCUGCCAGUCAAUAGCUGAUGGCUCCAUGAAGACAUUUGCGCAGAAAUGUAACAAUGUGGAAGACCUGAACCUCAAUGGCUGUAAGAAUAUUACAGACAGCACCUGUCAGUCGCUGAGCCGCCACUGUCCUAAGCUGCAGCGCCUUGACCUUGGCUCCUGCUCAGCCAUCUCUGAUGAGUCACUCAAGGCUCUUGCUGAUGGCUGCCCAUAUCUGACUCACAUAAACAUAUCUUGGUGCGACCACAUCACGGAAAAUGGUGCAGAGGCACUGGCCCGUGGCUGUCGCAACCUAAAGUCAUUCAUUUCGAAAGGUUGUCUUCAGAUUAAUGACAAUGCUGUGAGCUGUUUAGCUCGUAACUGCAGUGACCUGGAAGUCAUCAAUCUUCAUGGAUGCACGAAUAUCCAAGAUGAAGCAGUGCAGCAACUUGCUGAAAACUGCCCUCGCUUACACUAUCUCUGUCUGUCAGGCUGUUCUCAUCUGACAGACGCAUCACUCAUUGUUCUUGCACAGCAGUGCCACAUGCUAAGCACCAUCGAGGUGGCUGGUUGCUCACAGUUCACAGACACAGGCUUCCAGGCCCUUGCGAGGAGUUGUCGCUUACUGGAGAAGAUGGAUCUGGAAGAGUGUGUGCUGAUAACAGAUGCAACACUAAUACAUUUGGCAAUGGGAUGCCCGCGACUGGAGAAACUGAGUCUAUCUCACUGUGAGCUCAUUACGGAUGAAGGCAUUCGCCACCUGGGGACGUCCCCUUGUGCAGCAGAGAAUUUGACAGUUCUAGAGCUAGACAACUGUCCGCUUAUCACUGAUGCUUCUCUGGAGCAUCUCAUCUCAUGUCACAAUCUUCAGCGUAUCGAACUGUAUGACUGCCAGCUUAUCACCCGCGCUGGAAUACGGCGACUCAGGAAUCAUCUCCCUAACAUCAAGGUGCAUGCGUACUUCGCUCCUGUGACACCUCCACCAACUGCUGGUGGAUCCAGGCAACGCUACUGCCGCUGCUGUGUCAUCUUGUGAACUAGUCGUUCUUAACACGUCACACAACAGGACCAAAGUGUUAAUGUGCAGAACAUUUAUAAAUAGAACAAAAUACUUUAUUUAUGUUUAGAUCUGUGCCCGCUCAUUGCACUGAGAGAUUGCUGAAGGAAAAAAAAAAAAGGGAGGAAGUCAUUGACAGUGGCAUGAGACAGUAGAUCUGAUUUUGCAAGAUAUCUGCACGUUAUGUGAUCUGAGCAGUGCGUGUAUCAAACUAAACUAAACUUGAAUGGCCUGAUUUUUUAAGAUGUAUGUAUAUUUAUGAGUGUGUUCCCCACUGCAUUCUUUUGUGUGUAGACUAGUGCAAGCUCAAUGCCCAACCUGUGAUGAAAGAGGAAAAUGUGAUAACUUAAGCUGCAAACGUCCUAGGAAUGGUUGAACAAGGAAGGGAGGAUCAGCAUCAAUCUUCCAAGCAGAGGAUGUGGCUGGACCCAUUGCUUGCUUCUUUUUCAUUGGUUUUGAAUGUAUGAACUAUUACCAGUGUCAGACAAUGCUGCGUGUUUAGACUCUUCUCGAUGAUAAAUAGAAUGCAAGUGGUAUUUAGAACUUUGAUCCAUAGUGAGGAAAGACUGAAGAGUAACAGACUAUUAUUGUAGGUUUGGAAACUAAAGGCCUUAUUUGAAGUUUCCAGAUAUACAUUAGUCAAUUGGCUAUAUGCCUCUAGUCUUCUCUCAGACUUGUCCAUUCCUCAUUGCAAAUCUUAAAAUAUAUGGCAUGCCUUAGGCCCUUACUUUAGGAAUUUUUCCAUAUAUGAUGAAGCUGUUUAUUUUUCCCCAUGAGUACAUAACUGUUUGAAAGCAAAUACCUAGCAGAACAAGGAAGCAAACAGCCCUAAUGCACCAGAGUUGCUUAUGAAGAGAGACACAUUGUGUCGGUCACAUUAUGAAUUCCUUCACAGAGUUGAUGAAGCAGUGGUAGCUGUAGGAACAGCAGCAGUAGAAACAUUUUCAUAUUUUCUGUAAGAAGUUAACUACAAUGUCAAAGUAAACAUUCUGGCACUUUGGCUGGUUCAUGCUCACAUAGGUAUAUUGCCUUUUACACUAGUCUGAUAUAUGAAAUUCGGAUCAAGUGUGCAGCCCAACACAAAACAUUAAUUUGCAGACAAGUGGGAGAAAGUUGCCAAAGCUUGAAUUGAUGCAAGAUUUAAUAGUUUCUGGUUGAUUUUUUUUAUGUUCCUAUGUUUAUUCUUCUGUUUCCAUUUCUUAUAACCAGGAUUCAUCAUUUGCAUAGCAUAUGUUCAGAUAAAAUUUUGUUUCAAAGCAGUCAUUUUACUGGGAAACAUUUAUUCAGUGAUGGAUUAUUCCAUAACACUUUUUCAGUUUCAGAAGUUAUAUAAUCCCAAUUGUGGCAGAAAAAUGAUCCUGAAUGGUGAGUCGGUAAGGAUUUUGAGGGACUGGCUGUGUCCUAUGCCAGUAUUACCUGGCGAAUCUGAGUAAUGCCAUGAAAUUUUCUGUAGUGGAAUCAUUUGAUGUACAUAAAGAAGAAAACAUGUUUUGUCUUUCAUAGGGCCAUUAUCAGGCCGUUUGUGAAUAGGAUCUCACUCCUCCUCCCCCACCCCACCUUUUGCAUGUACUAAUUUAUAAUUCACGUUGAAUAUGCAAAAGAGAAUUGAGACAAGUUUUGUGUUUAUCUAAAAUGAGAAUAUAAGUCUGGAAUAGUGUCCUCCACUUCUUUAAAAAGUACUCAUAAUAUCUUGCGUAGUCUUUAUUGUGGGUUAUAAUUUGUGACUGGAUAUGUGAUGUUACUUUCAGAUUUGUAAACAUUCCAGUAGACAUCAUGCUCUCACUGAAACGAGUGAGGGAACAUAGUUCCGCAACAGAAUGUAUGAACAAGAAUAAGAAAUUGAAUUAAUUACCUUCCAUUUUGGCAUAAGUAAUUGUGAUAUCAUAGGUCUAGUUGUGCUAUAUUGUAGUCUGAUGCCUAGCAGAAACUGUGUUAUUAAAUUCAAAGUUUCCUUUUUUUUUUUUUUUUUUGGUGGUUGUCCAGGCAUGACUAUUUACUUGCUAGGACUAUGUUUUUAAGAUCUUGCAUGUUUUUAUUUAAGGUUUGCUGAACAGUCCUAUUUACCUUCUGAUAUUACAUUGGCUUAAAACAAGUCUUGAAUAAUUAAUUUGAUUGUUUAUGUAAUACAGAAAAAAUAUGAGUGUGAACAAAUUUUACCUCUAAUUUUAAGGAUGUAUGCUAAAAUCAUUUUAAUUUAUUGUCACAUAAUUCAGAAUCACCAACAUUUAUUUCCCAUCUGGAGAAAUAUAAUUUUUUAUGCUUCAUAGUGUUGGUAAUUUAAAGUUUAGUUAGUAUGUAAUGUGAAGUAAUCAUUUAAUCCAUCACACAGUAAAUUCUGAUUAAUCCAGAAGUGUAAUUCCACAGAAGGGGAGUUCAGGUAAUCUGGAGUUAUCUGUUGAGAAAAUAAUAUGAGAAAGCUUGGAGGCAAUAUUUUCACCCUUAUGCCUGGGAAGUUUUCUGUUGUUAGAUGAUGUCAGUGUGAGAAGUAUGAAUUGUUUCCUUCUGUCACUUGAGAAUGUCUGCAUUAAAAAUUGUGAGCUGCUCCGUACAUUUCUUACAUCUUGAGAGCGAAUUUCAAGAAUCAGUAGGUGGUGUGUGCAGUAAAUUGGAUGCUUAAGACCAUAUAGUUAAUUUUUGGUUUUGUAUGUUAUAAAUUAAAGAGGUUAUGUUGAACAUUUUUUUAGGUGUACCUGAGAAUGGUAAAUCACACUUCAAGUGCUAUGUGUCUUGUAAAUGCUCUAUCACCUAAACAACGGCCUUGUGUAUAUAAGCCCUAAUAACUUAAAUAUUAGAAGAGAGGGCUGGAAAACAAAAUUUUGGUUUUCAUAGGACUGACUCAAACAUUUUUUAUUAAAUUUUUUUUAUUUAUGCUGCAUAUUCCUGAAUGGAUAUAAAAUAUGUUCCAAAAUGUUAUAGUGUGAUCUGAUCUCUUG